CGAUGGUGCAGCGGUGCCAGGUUGAAGUGUUGUAUUUUGCCAAGAGUGCUGAAAUAGCAGGCGUGCGUUCCGAGACCAUUUCUGUGCCUCAAGAAAUACAGGCAUUGCAGCUGUGGCAAGAGAUAGAAGCUCGGCAUCCUGGAUUGGCUGAUGUGAGACGUCAGGUGAUAUUCGCUGUUCGUCAAGAAUAUGUCGAACUUGGAGAUCAACUCCUCCACCUUCAGCCGGGAGAUGAAGUUGCCAUCAUCCCCCCCAUUAGUGGAGGGUAGUGCGUUGGAGCCGUGCAGGAAAGAUAUGGAUGAAGUUGAAGAGAAACCUAAAGAUAUAAUAAAAUUCACGACUGAGAAACUCGCGGUGGAGGAGAUCUCACAGCUGGUGAUUUCUCCACCCUGUGGUGCUGUGUCCCUGUUUGUAGGGACUACAAGAAAUAACUUUGAAGGGAAGAAAGUCCUUAGCUUAGAAUAUGAAGCUUAUCUGCCAAUGGCGGAAAACGAGAUCAGAAAGAUCUGCGGUGACAUCAGGCAGAGGUGGCCGGUCGCACACAUAGCCGUGUUCCAUCGACUCGGCUUGGUUCCGGUGUCAGAAGCCAGCGUUGUCAUUGCUGUGUCCUCGGCCCACAGGGCUGCGUCGCUGGAAGCCGUGAGCUUCGCCAUUGACCACUUAAAAGCCAAGGUGCCCAUAUGGAAGAAGGAAAUAUACGAAGAGUCGUCAUCAGCUUGGAAGAGAAACAAAGAAUGUUUUUGGGCAAGCAAGGAUUAAUGAGUUGUAUUUUUUGAGCUCUCAAACUUGGUAAAGUUUGACCACAGAGCCCCUUGUUAUUGUUCUCCGCAGAUUAAGACAGGUCACUGAGGCCCAGCGUUGUGGGCCAGAGGGACUAAGAAGAGAAACAGCACAAAUAUGUGGGGAGUAAGGGUGCAGGGUUACUUAGGGACUAAGCUAACGCAGGGACUUCAGGGAGGAAGUGGAGUGACAUAAAUGCGGGAAGAGUUUUAACUCUCACCUGUAGCUGUGGCUCACCUGUAGCUGUGGCGCCACCCUCUUAGUCUCAGACAGGGCUACCCCCACCCCGACCCUUACUCCCCAGACAAUCUUGAUAUAUAUUUUUAGAACUUAGUAUAUUUUUAAAAAGAAACUAAUUGGACCCAAACUUUUAUAAGUUUGCAAACUGCCUUCCCAUUUUUAAAAAGAUCAGUGCUAAUACCUAAAAAUAUUUUAUAUGACUGCGAUUUCUAGUGUUCCAUGACCUUGACCAUAAUUCUUGUUGCAUUUUUAUGCUUAUUAAAGCUAGAUCAAUAUACAAGUCAGCAUGAAAUUGUAAACUGUAAUCAGCUUAGUUUGCAUGAAAGUAUUAGUGGGUGUUUAAAAUUUAACUUGCCAACUUUAUUAGAAAUUGUUUAAGGAGAGUCAUAAGAAAGAUUAUAUGGUCAUUAAUUAAGCCAUUUCCCAUUACUUUCUAGUUUCUUAUACACAGUGAUCAUUAGUGAAGUAUUGAUAAGCAGUUAAAUUUUCUGCAAGAUUUUUAUGAGAUGGUAAUCUAGUUUUUAGCUAUAAUAUCUUCAGAUUUGUAUGUACAAGUUCCAUAUAAUUUAUUUUUUUCCAACUCUCAUUUUACUGGUGCAUACUUGAUAAAUAAAAAUUGUAUAUAUUUUA
Ochotona curzoniae (black-lipped pika) is the source of this 1650-nucleotide messenger RNA. RefSeq names its product molybdenum cofactor synthesis 2 (gene MOCS2). Gene Ontology annotation, biological process: Mo-molybdopterin cofactor biosynthetic process. Lineage: Eukaryota; Metazoa; Chordata; Mammalia; Lagomorpha; Ochotonidae. The transcript has 7 exons. Gene Ontology annotation, cellular component: cytosol. The record is from RefSeq and is a predicted model, not a curated record. Gene Ontology annotation, molecular function: molybdopterin synthase activity. Bases 190 to 759 code for a protein of 189 amino acids.